GAAUAUAUUAUUCGAGUUCAAAGAGGAAUUUCUGUAGAAAACAGCUGGCAGAUUGUUCGAAGAUACAGUGACUUUGAUUUACUGAACAACAGCUUGCAGAUUGCAGGCCUAAGUCUACCUCUUCCUCCCAAAAAACUGAUUGGAAACAUGGAUCGUGAAUUCAUAGCUGAGAGACAGAAAGGUCUUCAGAACUAUCUCAACGUUAUCACCACAAAUCAUAUGUUGUCUAAUUGUGAGCUGGUUAAGAAGUUUUUAGAUCCAAACAACUAUUCUGCAAACUACACUGAAAUUGCCUUACAACAGGUCUCCAUGUUCUUCCGAUCAGAACCAAAGUGGGAGGUCGUAGAACCGUUGAAAGACAUAGGCUGGAGGAUUAGGAAAAAAUACUUCUUGAUGAAGAUUAAAAAUCAGCCAAAGGAACGGCUGGUAUUAAGCUGGGCUGACCUUGGCCCUGACAAGUACUUGUCAGAUAAAGACUUUCAGUGUCUAAUCAAACUUCUGCCUUCCUGUUUGCACCCUUACAUUUACCGGGUUACUUUUGCCACAGCUAGUGAAUCCUCUGCACUGCUCAUCAGGAUGUUUAAUGAAAAAGGAACUUUGAAAGAUCUGAUCUACAAGGCAAAACCAAAGGACCCAUUCCUAAAGAAGUACUGCAACCCUAAGAAGAUUCAGGGCCUUGAACUCCAGCAAAUAAAAACAUAUGGACGGCAGAUUCUAGAGGUGCUAAAGUUUCUGCAUGACAAGGGAUUUCCUUACGGGCAUCUUCACGCCUCGAACGUGAUGCUCGAUGGGAACACUUGCCGGCUGCUCGACCUUGAGAAUUCCUUACUGGGCCUUCCUUCGUUCUACCGACCCUACUUCACGCAGUUCAGGAAAAUCAGUACAUUGGAAAGUGUAGAUGUCCACUGCUUCGGUCACUUACUGUACGAAAUGACCUACGGACGACCACCUGACUCGGUGCCCGUGGACUCCUUUCCUCCUGCGCCGUCCAUGGCUGUGGUGGCCGUGUUGGAGUCUACGCUGUCUUGUGAAGCCUGUAAAAAUGGCAUGCCCACCGUCUCCCGGCUCUUACAGAUGCCAUUAUUCAGUGAUGUUUUACUGACCACUUCUGAAAAGCCACAGUUCAAGAUUCCCACCAAGUUGAAAGAGGCAUUGAGAACUGCCAAGGAAUCUAUAGAAAAGAGACUAAUGGAAGAGCAGAAACAGAUUCACCAGCAUCGAAGACUGACAAGAGCUCAGUCCCACCAUGGAUCUGAAGAAGAAAGAAAAAAGAGAAAGAUUUUGGCUCGGAAGAAAUCAAAACGAUCUGCUAUUGAAAAUAGUGAAGAGCAUUCAAUGAAGUACAGCAACUCUAACAAUUCAGCAGGGUCUGGGGCCAGCUCACCUCUCACAUCCCCGUCAUCUCCGACUCCGCCCUCUACAGCAGCCGAGUAAAAACUUCCUGGAGCAGCCUCUCUUUACGUCUUAAGCGGACCAGAUAGCCUGGGUGUCUGAGGAGCUGGUUCUGCCACUCGGAGCACAUUGGUUGUUCUUGGAGGCUUCCUGCAGCUGUGUGAGGGGACGGUCAUCAGCAGGAUUGAUCAAGACCUGACAGUACUCACAUUCAUGAGCAGUUGUGGUCCCCAGGAGCCUCCAAGAGCAUGUCCCAGUUCUCCCAGAGGCUUCGAGCUGAUCUUCCUGAGAAAACAACAGGCAAAUGCAAGGGGCUAGUUUGAACCCCCUCCUUGGGAGCAGGGGUUUGCCCUUGCUGGCUGAUAGUGAUUACUGAUGGCUUACUGCAGAAUGUUCUGGGCCGGGGCUGGUUUUGAGUUGCCAGGUACCUGGUUCAUGGAACGUAUAUACUUCUUCCUGUCUUUGUCAGCAGAUUUUACAAGAACUUCCCCAAAAUGGAUCAAGACAGAUCUUUCUUUUUUGAAGGUGACCUACUGAGGCUGAUCCAGAAGGCUCAGGCUUUCUGCAGGCUCACUGCCCAGCCUAGGUAGAGCCAUUUUCUAGAAGAAAAGGUAUUAAUUUUAUACCAGUUGGACAUAUUAAGGAAAUUAAAGAGAAUUACCUCCAUAAACCCUCCUUGAACAAGUAAGGUGUCUGCUAAGUAUAUAGCCAUACACUGUGUGUAUGUGGAUUCUCAUUUUUAAAUGUCUUAAGGUCCGAGUGUAGUGGCACACAUAGUGAGAUCCUGUCUCAAACAAACAAACAAAACAAGUCUUGAGGAAUUUAUAGUCCAUUCAAACUUUUCAGAGGAAUUCUCUACUUGAUGUCUACUUUAAGUGGUAACUAUCUCAGUUGCAUGUGGUGGUACAUACCCGUAAUCCCAGUAGGAGAUUAGGAGGCUGAGGCAGGAGGAUUACCAGGAGUUUGAGGGCAGCCUGGGCUACACGGUGAGUCCAAGGGCAGUCUCAAAAAAAACAAAACAACAACAAAAAAGUGGAAACUAUCACACAGUAGCAAGUUUGCAUGAGAUGAAGUAAUUUUGGGGCUAUUCGCAGAAGGGUAGGGAUAUAGCUCAGUGCUAGAGCACUUGACCAACAUGCAUAAUAACCUGAGUUCAAUGUCCGGCACUGGGGGGAAAAGCAUUUUUAGAAAGCACUUGAGCCAAGCACGAUGAUGUACACCUGUAAUCCCAGCUGCUCCAGAGGUGAGUGGGAGGACUACAGGUUCGAGGGCAGUUCGGGUAACUUAGGGAGACCUCCCUCUCAAAAUGAAACAGCAAGGGCGCUGUGGGACACUGGCUGAGCCUUGUGAGGCCCUGGAUUCAGUCCAGCACUGCAAAGCAAAUUAAUUAAUUAACUAAACAAAGCGUUUGCCUGGAAUGAGAGAAGAAAAACAGGCGUCUUGUGUGGUCAGAGAGUACUGGAAGAUUCAGCUAAGGUGCAGGGGAGUGGCAGGGUCGGUGCUGUGGGUUCGACAGCACUACCUGAGGGCGGCCGGGGGACUGAGGAGGAAAGCACGCUGAGGCCCAAGCACGAAGCCUGCGCUGGCGAGGGUUUCCCGGCCGCAGUGGCUUCUCCUUUCCUUUCCCUUCGAUGUUUUGUGGACAGCAUUGUCAACUCCACCCCCAAAACAGUACUCUGACCUCUGCUGGGAAUUUCUUGUAAUACAAGUCAUAAAAGUGGUAAUACUUAGCCUUUACCUGGUAGGGUCGCACUUCGGGCCCUGUAUGAAGUACCCGCGUUGUUUAUUCCUUCAAGACUUUCCCAGGAGGCACUUUCAGGGAGCCUGUGGUUUGCCAGGGACUCCGCAAGGCCCUAGGUUACAGAGACGACGGGACGAGGCCCCGGCUCUCAGGGAGUCUCCUUUCCGGAGCCUCUCAGGAGCUCCAGAAUGACAGACACAGUGCAGGUCAGUGCUUUCCUUGGGGGCUGGCAAUAGCAGUGUUCUGUCUCCUCCGCUUCCCUCAGUAAGGGCUCCUCCUCCGGGAAACUCGCACACAGCAAGCUCCGUCCUGAGCCUCACUGGGCCUGGCAUUCAGGUCGCUGCCUUCUACAGGUGGCUGUGAGUCCCCGUCGAUGGAUUUCGCAGCUUCCUCUGCCGUCACGGCCUCUGCUGCGUGAAGGCAGACUCAGCCUCAGGUGGGGGCUUCCACUGCUCAGCCCUGGUGAGACGUGCAGGCCAGGAAGGCUGGCUUCUUCUUGGCCCGUCUUUCUCACUGCCCCUCUGCACGCUGCUCAUCCUGCUGCUGGAUUCACUUACUGCAAUUUACAGCCUGACUUCUAGGCUAAGUUCAUGGGUAUAAGUGAGGGGUGGCGUCUUCCAGCUUUAUUAUGAAAUACUGUUUUCAGAAAGGAAGGAGCCGGGUGUGGUGGCACAUACCUAUAAUCCCAAGCACUCCGGGAAACUGGCAGGAGGAUGACAAAUUGAA
This is a messenger RNA of Chinchilla lanigera (long-tailed chinchilla), 3859 nucleotides long. It is a transcript of the gene Pxk, whose product is annotated as PX domain containing serine/threonine kinase. The record is from RefSeq and is a predicted model, not a curated record. Lineage: Eukaryota; Metazoa; Chordata; Mammalia; Rodentia; Chinchillidae. Gene Ontology annotation, cellular component: late endosome; early endosome; extrinsic component of endosome membrane. Gene Ontology annotation, molecular function: ATP binding; phosphatidylinositol binding; protein kinase activity. The transcript is spliced from 17 exons. Gene Ontology annotation, biological process: early endosome to late endosome transport; protein phosphorylation; endosome to lysosome transport. Bases 148 to 1434 code for a protein of 428 amino acids.